Falco peregrinus (peregrine falcon) is the source of this 3248-nucleotide messenger RNA. RefSeq names its product submandibular gland secretory Glx-rich protein CA-like. Bases 1057 to 2058 code for a protein of 333 amino acids. NCBI's taxonomy places the organism in Eukaryota, Metazoa, Chordata, Aves, Falconiformes, Falconidae. The record is from RefSeq and is a predicted model, not a curated record. The transcript is spliced from 8 exons.
GGCUCCGGGCGGUCGCGGGGCGGCCGGGACAGCCCACCCGCCAGCGGCGGGGCGGCAGUGGGGCCUCCUGUGGGGCGUAGUAGGCCCGGGGGGGCCAUCACCACCCUCCAAGCUUCGUGCAGAGCGUUUGUCGCCUGGUUGCUGAGAGAAACUUUACUUAAAAAAAUAGGAAGGAAAUCCCCAAAGUGCUGGAGAAGGGCCCUGAAGGGACGGGCUGAAGCUGUGACCCGGUUUUGGGGUGCGAAGGGGGGCUGCGGCCUCGCCACAGAGGCCUCAGUUCCUCCUGGGCCUGCACGUUGGCUGGUGGGCGCAGUACCCUGUGGCCUUGGCUCUGGGGAGCAGGGGACAGCUGGUGACAACCUUCUAACGGCAGAAAGGCUUUGUGCUGCACCUUCCUGAGGGAGGGAAUAAAUGCUGCUUACACGGCACAAGUUGGUUUGUGUCCCCAUAAUGCCCAGUCCAUUGGGCUCCCCUUGCGGCCUAGCCCGCUGCUGUUCGGCUCCCACAAGGAUUUUUGGAAAUUUGGGGCUUGGGGACACGGUUGGGUCUUUCUGCAGCCCCACAGCGAGAGCAAAGCUUGUAGGAACGGAUGCGAAUUUGAACAUUGGACACCCCGCUUCUCUUUUGGACAAUACUGAUGAAAGCACAGGUUCAUCUCUUUGGGGCGAGGAUCAGUCUUCAAGUUUUGUCUUAAAAGCAGCAGGAGCUCUGAACACAUGGAUAGUCCACUGACUGGUUCCACUUUGCACAAGGACCUGUGUCUAAAUCCCCACCCACCUUCUGUGUCCUGAAACUGUUCUGAUGGACUGUGAUGGAACAAAGUGUAUUGCCAAAAGAGAACACUGUCUGUUCUACGGCUCAGUUGAGAAGCCGAGCCUGGCCAGCAGCCAGCCACUAGUCUGGGAGUCACAGUGAGAGAUGCCAACACGCCGGUGAGCAGCGACGGGGAGAGCAGCAGAGCCCAUCCAUGCUUACGCCCCCUCCCUGCAGGGGCUAGAGGAGGCAGGGACCCGGCUUGACAUCCCUGAGCAGGAUCCGGACGAGCCUGAGCUGAGCAUGCCAGAGCCAGCACCGCUCAGCGUGGACAAGAAAGCAGCAGAGAAGAAGCGGGCAGAGAAGGUGGGAGCCAAAGGCAGCACUACCGGGCCUCCAGUCCCCAAGAGCCUCCCCGUGCAGAGGAAGGUGGAGCCCCCCAGCCUGGACCCCGCGGAAGAGCCGCUCCUCUGGGAAGGGCUCACCCUCAACAAGUGCAUCCUGGUGGCUUCUGUCGUUGCCCUGCUCAGCGUCACCUUCCAGGUGCUCCAAGCGCCGUGUUCCAAGGAGGGCAUCAGCCGCAGCAGGCAGGACCCUCCACCGCCUCCCCUUCAUGUGGCCUGUCCCUCUCCCCUCCCAGAGGUGGUCAGCACCGAGGAGGAGGAGGUCCAAGAAGUAGUGACCACCCAGCCUGCCCAGCCGGAGAGCAGCAUGUUCAAGGAUGAUCAUGGUGACAAUGAUGGUGACGAUGACGGUGAUGAUGACGGUGACAAUGAUGAUGACAGUGAUGCUGACAGCAACCUGGCAGAGCCCUGGAUCUUCAAGAAGUGGUUUGGCCGCUCGGCACCAGAGGAUGAUGAGGACGAAGAGCCCACAGAUGAUGUCCCCGACGUGCCACCGGCCACAACACAGGUGAAGAAGAGUCGGGAGAAGAAGCUGGAGAAGAAGGAGGAGAAGGAGAAGGCCCGGGAGGGCCGUGCCACCCAGGUGGAACGGAGCAGCCGGAGGGAGGCACGAGCCAAGGACAGGGUGCUGGGGGACAAGCCCGGCAGAGCCCCCAGGGCCCCCCGAGAACCGGAGCAGCAGCCCCAGAAGAAGCGGGGCCGGGAGGGGAAGGAGAGCCGGCGGGAGCGGGACGAGCCCAGGAAGGAGGGGUGGAAGGGCCGUCCUGGCAGGGCUGACAGCGGCGCGGAGAGCCCGAAGCGGGACUGGCGGCAGCAGAAGGGCAGGAAGCCCUGGGACCCCGCGGCCGCCCCGGGGAAGGAUGGCACCGCCAGACCCCGGGAGGGCAAGAGGCGCGACUGAGGCUGGGGCGACCGAGGGGCUCGAUGAUGCUGAAUCCAGGGGGGUCCAACCCUGCCGCUGCCCCUGGCAAGGACACCCUGCCGCUCGCUGCCAGCUCCCAGAGACAUCCCGGGCCGGCAGCACAGGCAGCACGCUGGGAUCUCCAAGCAGCGGCAGGGCAGCUCAGGAGCCUGGCACGAGCCUCCCCAGGGACCUUGGGUCCCCCUGGAUUAGAUGCGCAAAGGCAACCCGAAGGGACCAGGGGAAGGAGCUUCUCUUCACCCGGGCUUCGCACUAUUUCUGCAUCCCCACCCAAAAUCUCUCUUGCAGUUCAUUUUCACUUGUGGCCCCCAAGGCAUCGGGGUGGCGCAGUGGGCACAGGGAUCCCAAUGAACAGAUUUUGCCUCUGAACUGCGUAGCUCUUCAAUUGACUAAAUGGUUUUAUUCAAAGCAAAUCAAGAGAGAAGUAGAUUCUGGGAUAACAAAGCCAGGCUGCAGCCAUCCUCGGAGGGACGUCAGGGAGACGACCACCACCUCGCUGGACCCCGGUGCCAUCGCUGCAGGGUGGUGCGAAGCUUGCUGGUAACAAAACAGGGCUGGAGAGCCCAUCACCCGGGGAUCCCUUCGGGCCUUGCCUUCACAGAGUCGCUUUUAGGAACGAAAAAACAAGUGCAAUAUCAUGCAGCGCUGUAGCAACUACAGGAGACGUUCACAGCCCCAACAGGUUUAAGUAUUUGCUAAAUCAAUAGAGGUUAAAAUAAACUAUUUUCAUUUUUAAUAAGGUAUUAAAGUGAAUGUUUAAAAAAAGAAUAACAAGAAAAGAUUUUGUCCCUGGUCCUGUUUGUGUGUUUUCUGGCACCCCCUAUCCCCACUGUACAGGGGCUCAGGGCCAACCCAGGUCCCCACGUGGGCUGUGGGGCACAGCUGGCAUGUGCCAGGCUCCGGCCGUGCCCCCGGCAGCCCCGCGGGGACACUGCAAAGCCCAAGGGCUGGUCCCAGCACCAAGGGGGCUGCAGCCAGAGCAAGCCCAGGAGCUGCUUCCUGGGGGUUUGGAGCCUGCGGCAGCCCCAGUGGGUUGUGCUGAGGGCUGGGCUGAGCUGGGAAGAUGAUCUGGGGGCAGCCGGGCUCUCCGUGCUGAUGCCAGCGGGGACGCGGAGCAGGUGCUUUGGCAGCCGUUUGCACCCGCUCCUAUUAAUGGUGUGAGCAGCCCA